AUGAUUACCACAUCCCUCCUCUUCAGCCUGCUGCUGAACAUUACGAGCAGCAUCGGUGUCAUCAUCGUCAACAAAAAGCUCGUGUUCAUGGAGGCCGGAUUUCGGUUUAGCACGGUGCUAACCAUCAUCCACUUCAUCAUGACCUUUGCGGGCUGUGUCUUUUUCGCCUACGGUCUGAGGCUCUUUACACCCAGGAGGCUCUCCAUCCGCCAGGUCCUGCCCAUUAGCUGCGCCUUUUGCGGGUACGUCGUCUUCAACAACUUAUCUCUCCUGACAAACUCCGUCAGUGUGUACCAGGUGUUGAAGAUUCUGUGCACGCCGAUCAUCGUCGGCAUCGAGCGCAUCUACUACGGUAAGCGGGAGAAGGCGAGCACGUUGCUGUCCCUUAUCCCGGUAUGCCUCGGCGUCGGCGUCACCUUCUACUCCGAUUCCGACGUGAACUUUGUUGGCACCAUGUGGGCGGGCCUCGCGAUUAUUGCGAACUCGCUCUACACGAUUUGGGGCAAGACGAAGCAGCAAGAGCUCAACGCGCAGCCGAUGCAGCUGCUUAUCUACCAGGCACCCAUCAGCGCCGCCAUGCUGCUCUUCGCGGCCGUUCCAUUAGACGGGUACGAUAACCUAGCUGCCUACUCCGUGAGCUUCACCACUGUCUGGACGGUGCUGCUGUCCUGCGUGUUCGCUUUCGGUGUCAACUUCUCCUUCUUUCUCUUUGUAGGCAAGACGUCGCCGCUCACGGUGAACGUCGUCGGCUACUUGAAGACGUCGCUUGUGUUUUUUCUUGACUUCAUCUUUGUCUCCGCCGAUGUGUCGCCGCAGAAAGUGGUCGGCAUCUUUCUUACGUUGGUGGGCCUGGCCGGGUAUUCGUAUACAAAGAUGGACCCUCCCACCCCGCGCAGCCCUACGACUCGAACAGAAUCGCGGCCCAUCUCUCCGACUUCAAACAUCAGCCGUCACGAGGUGCGUGUAAUUGCCGUGUAG
Molecule: messenger RNA, 978 nt
Organism: Leptomonas pyrrhocoris
Lineage: Eukaryota; Euglenozoa; Kinetoplastea; Trypanosomatida; Trypanosomatidae
Exons: 1
Coding region: 1-978 (325 amino acids)
Cellular component (GO): Golgi apparatus
Molecular function (GO): antiporter activity; nucleotide-sugar transmembrane transporter activity
Source: RefSeq, a predicted model, not a curated record